Molecule: messenger RNA, 584 nt
Organism: Hypomesus transpacificus
Lineage: Eukaryota; Metazoa; Chordata; Actinopteri; Osmeriformes; Osmeridae
Product: armadillo-like helical domain-containing protein 2
Exons: 2
Coding region: 75-584 (169 amino acids)
Source: RefSeq, a predicted model, not a curated record
CCUAUUUGUAUUCCAUGUUGUAUUCAAAAGUAAACACAUGUAACAGAUGACUGUAGUUUUUACCCACAGAGGUGAUGGCAGCCAUGUAUCAGCGUGUUGUGUUGUUUUACAACAGCUACAUCAAACAUUACCUGUUUCCUCAAGCUGAGGAGUCCAACGAAGGAUAUCAGAACCAUCACAAGAAGAAAAUUCAAAUAGCAGGUCAGGCUAUUCAGAACCCUACACUGCCACUGGAUAUAAGGCUGCAGGCAGUCCAGGACAUUGGAUUACUGGCAUACACUGGUAGGCUACUGUACUGUGCUGUUUACAUUUCAACAUACUUUAACAAUAACUUGAUGUUUCCAUUGUCCAUGACCCAGGAGCUGAUGGAUCCAGCUAGUCCCCUGUCCACCAGAGCCAAACUGUGGAGCUGCUACCUCCUCAACACCCUGUGCUACAACAACGUCCCAGCGAUCCGCAGACUCAUGAGCUCACAGAGCCUCAGGGGGAGCCUUGAGGUCCUGGAGGGAGAAGACUGGUUUGGCUGGCCCAAGAACCAUGCCCAGGAACUGCUUUGCAUUCUCGGGUUCUGGCCAACACAAUGA